Messenger RNA from Lycium ferocissimum, 2161 nucleotides. RefSeq names its product protein JINGUBANG. NCBI's taxonomy places the organism in Eukaryota, Viridiplantae, Streptophyta, Magnoliopsida, Solanales, Solanaceae. The record is from RefSeq and is a predicted model, not a curated record. Gene Ontology annotation, molecular function: protein binding. The transcript is spliced from 2 exons. The coding region runs from base 179 to 1582 and encodes 467 amino acids.
GUACAAUUUCUCAUCCUUCCAUUAUUCUUUCUCACUAUUCACAAAAGCUUCACAUUUAUUCGACCUUAAUUACAAACCAAACCACAUUCACUCCAAAAACUUCAACUUCACAAACAUACAUACCACUAUUUCACACUUCAUAAAUUUUCUCUUCUUGCUUAAUUUUUCUUGUUCUAAUAUGGCAAGAAAAAAGAAUAGUAUGGGAGCAAUGUUACUAGAGAAAGAAAGCUUUAGAAGAACAAAAUUCGGUACCCUUUUAUACUCCGAUCCAAUUAGUGACCAUGAAGAAAGCAAUAGCAAUUCGGCUCGCAGUAGUAAUGCUUCUUCAGCCCCAAGUCCACCUAGAACAUCGUCGUUUUACAACACAACAACUACUACCAACAAUUCACCUAAUUACUUUAUGUCUCCAUGGAACCAAUCUGCUUCACCUUAUGUAAAAUCCCCAUGGAUUCACCAACCAGCACUCGAUUUCUCCGAAGAAUCAGAAACAAGUGAUUGCAAAAAUGGCCUAAUUGGCUCACUUGUCCGAGAAGAAGGCCACAUUUAUUCACUAGCUUCAUCAGGGGAUUUGUUAUAUACAGGGUCAGAUAGUAAAAAUAUUAGAGUAUGGAAAAAUUUGAAGGAAUAUUCAGGGUUUAAGUCGCAUAGCGGAUUAGUGAAAGCCAUUGUUGUUUAUGGAGAUAAGAUAUUUACUGGUCAUCAAGAUGGUAAAAUUCGGGUAUGGAAAUUUUUAGGUAAAAAAAGGAAAGCCUAUAAGCGGGUUGGUAGUUUACCUACCAUUAGAGAUUAUUUAAAGAGUUCAAUUAAUCCCAAGGCGUAUGUUGAAGUUAGAAGAAAUCGGAAUGUUCCUUGGAUUAAGCAUUUUGAUGCUGUUUCGUGUAUGAGCUUGGAUAAAGAAAGAGGGUUGCUUUAUUCUGGAUCUUGGGAUAAAACACUCAAAGUUUGGAGAUUAUCUGAUUCGAAAUGCCUGGAAUCUAUUACUGCUCAUCAGGAUGCAAUUAAUUCAGUAGUUGUUGGAUUUGAUGGGUUGGUUUUGACUGGCUCAGCAGACGGAACAGUAAAAGCUUGGAGAAGAGAGCUUGUUGGUAAUAGUGCAAAGCAUGUUCUUGUGGAAACACUGCUGAAACAGGACAAUGCUGUAACUUCACUAGCCGUAAACACCUUAGCAACUACGGUAUAUGCGGGCUCUUCAGAUGGACUAGUUAAUUUCUGGGAGCGACAGAAGCAUUUCUUGGAGUAUGGGGGUGCGCUUAGAGGUCAUAAAUUAGCGGUGCUGUGCGUUGCGGUUGCUGGUAACCUGGUGAUGAGUGGAUCGGCUGACAAGUCGAUAUGCGUGUGGAGAAGGGAAGAAGGUGGUAUCCACGGUUUAUUAACGGUGUUAACAGGACACAACGGCCCCGUUAAGUGCUUGACCGUCGAAGAUUCAAAUGAGGAAGAUGAUAAUAAUGAGAGCGAAGAUGAAGCUGUGGUGGAGAAGAAAAGUGACCAAUAUUGGAGAGUGUAUAGUGGGAGUUUGGACAAUUCAGUGAAGGUCUGGAGACUAUCUGAUGCAGUUGAGCCAGAAGCUGAUCCAGUAUUUUAAUUUGAUGGGUUCAAUCUUUAAUAUUUUAUCACGGUAUCUAUUCAACAUUUGAAGUACGGGUUCAAAAUCUAAUAUUGGUCACAAUUUUUGUGAUUUGUUACAUAUAUUUAUGUUUCGUGUCGAAAUUCUUGAGUUCAGUUGGAUCCUGAAGGUGUGAAGAAUGAAGAUGCAUGUGGAUAGAGUGGUGUGAACGCGCCGCCGAGUACAAGGCGGAGAAGCGGUUGUGAAUUGCCUUCAUAUUAGGUGUUGGUUGUGACACAUAAAGACAGAUUAGAAUACAACAGACACCAUGUGAAACGUUCACACAAUUAUGAAGAGAAAUUUGGCUUUAUUGUGCCGGUAAAAACCUGUUAGAGGACGGUUCUUUUCGUGGGGGACCAGUGAGCAGAACCUUCACAAUGAAGGUUAAUGUAGAAGCCGUGACCAACUAACAUUACUCAAAAUACAUUCAUUGUUUUCUUUUCUCGUUUUCUAUAUUUGGUUGUAAGUUUGGUUAGUGAUUCAUGUCUUGUAUAUUCUAAAGUAACAAAGUGUUCGAAAAUGGAACACCGUCUUUGAAUCCCUUUUAAAUUUUCCUUU